CGAAUCCGAACCCAUUUGAGUUUAGACAUAAAAACAUGAUUUUUCUUUUUUUAACUCGCGACUGAAAACGAGCUUGGAUAGGAAGUAAAAAUCUAAUCUUUUGAUCUCUUUUCCUCCUCCUCCUCCUCCGUGAGCACCAAGGAGAGAUCUUUAGAACUCAAAUCAAAUCGAGAAAGCAAUGAACGGGACCCACCGUCACCAUCUCCUCCAGCUAGUCCUAUCCUGCCGCAAGAUCACGGCGCAGGUGACUCAACCAGGUACCUCCACCAUCAUAGCCAUGGCUUCCUCCUCCGAGCAAGAGUUCCUCGCCCAGAGCCGCGCCAAUCUCUACCGCUUCCCUCGCUCCAACAACUUCUGGGACUCCAAGACGGCCUCUCGCGUCGGCGAGAAGCUCGGUCUGCGUCUCAGAGAGCUCGGCGUCGACGCCGUCUCCAUUGACGCGGAGGAAGAGAUCUCAAGACCCGUUCACCACCGUAAAAGGGUUUUGCCGUUGUUUGACUCCGUCCGUCGCAGUGGAAUCAGAGUCGAUGGAACUGAUCAGUUAAACGAUGUCGUCCCCAGAGAUUGAGUAUUAUUUUUCUUGAAUGAGUGAGAGAGAGACAUAUAACAUCAGUUGCAGGUUUUAUCUUAAAUGGUUUUGGUAGUGUAGUAACUUCUUGAUUAUCUCGUGGUUACUAGAGAAUCUCUGCUACAUUGCAUUAUCAAUUAACCAUAUACUAAAAACUUAUAGCUCAUACAAUCAUUAGUUCAUUACCAAUGCUGAACUGUUAGAUGUUAGCUUAAUCACUGAUCGUCCACAAAGACAACAUGUUAUAUAAUAACCACUAUGCUUAAUUGCAAUUACAAUGUGUAAAAUACAUUUUUUUCAUCCAU
Molecule: messenger RNA, 873 nt
Organism: Brassica oleracea var. oleracea
Lineage: Eukaryota; Viridiplantae; Streptophyta; Magnoliopsida; Brassicales; Brassicaceae
Exons: 1
Coding region: 179-568 (129 amino acids)
Biological process (GO): translation
Cellular component (GO): ribosome
Molecular function (GO): structural constituent of ribosome; 5S rRNA binding
Source: RefSeq, a predicted model, not a curated record